CGAGAUGAAAGCGUCUGGUCUUCCCAUCUGCCUUCUCUCUGCUGUGUUUUAUCUCUUCUGGACCCCUUCUGCUGGGCUGAAGACACUCCAUUUGGGAAGUUGUGUGAUCACCACAAAUCUUCAGGCAAUGCGAAACGGGUUUUCUGAGAUACGGGACAGUGUGCAAGCCAAAGAUGAAAUCAUUGACAUCAGAAUCUUGAGGAAGACUGAGUCUUUGCAAGACACCAAGCCUGCAGAUCAGUGCUGCCUCCUCCGCCAUGUACUGAGACUCUACCUGGACAGGGUUUUCAAAAACUAUCAGACGCCUGACCACCAUAUCCUCCGGAAGACCAGCAGUCUUGCCAACUCUUUUCUUACCAUCAAGAAGGACCUCCGGCUCUGCCAUGCCCACAUGACAUGCCCUUGUGGGGAGGAAGCAGCGGAGAAAUACAGCCAGAUUCUGAGUCACUUCGAAGAGCUUACGCCUCAGGCAGCGGUGGUGAAGGCUUUGGGAGAGCUGGACAUUCUCCUGCAGUGGAUGGAGGAGCUGGCCUAGGAGGAGGGUGACGACCCCGCUGGCAAAAGUGCUGGCCAAGAGUCCCAGC
Leopardus geoffroyi (Geoffroy's cat) is the source of this 584-nucleotide messenger RNA. It is a transcript of the gene IL20, whose product is annotated as interleukin 20. The transcript is spliced from 5 exons. NCBI's taxonomy places the organism in Eukaryota, Metazoa, Chordata, Mammalia, Carnivora, Felidae. The coding region runs from base 5 to 535 and encodes 176 amino acids. The record is from RefSeq and is a predicted model, not a curated record.